AUGCUUCUAAGACGUUUUUUUGGUGAAACUGAAUUCAAUAAUUAUGACGUCUUUCCCUCCAAAAUUCCAUAUAAAAACAGCGUGUUUUGUUACCCCAAGAUGCCAGGAAAGAGUGGAAAGAGAGACGUAAAGAAGACAUCAUCUGGAGACAAAAACAGAAUGUUCUUUAAGUUGACACAGGUUAAGAGAAUUAUGAAGCACACCACGUACAUGAGGGUCUCAAAGGACGCACAGGUUGCGAUGUCAUCUGCUCUAGCGUACAUUAUCCUGGAAUUGCUGGAUGGAGGGAAAAUAAUGGCCCAUGAUGAUGGAAAUAAGAAGAAGAUCAGUCCAAGACACCUGAGUAAUGCAAUCAAUGCAGACGGAGAGCUGAGUUCAUUGCUGAAGGACUACGUCAUCCAGUCAGGUGGCUGCAGAGGAUUCAGGCUACCAGAAGUCACCAGAAAGAAUUAA
Enterospora canceri is the source of this 453-nucleotide messenger RNA. Lineage: Eukaryota; Fungi; Microsporidia; Enterocytozoonidae. The record is from the annotation of a GenBank genome assembly.